UUACUUUCUUAUGAGAUGGCUACGGAAUGCACCAUCUCAUCGCUAGCUCGUCGUUGCCGAGCCGUCCUAAGAACAUGCACUCGACAAUCAGAUUUCGACACGGGCCGAAGGCUCCACGCCGCCACCAUAACCGCCGGCCUACUCGCUGUCCCAAGCUCGUUCCUUCGUAACGCUAUUCUUCAGAUGUAUUCUGCAUGUUAUGACUCAUUGUCUGCACGCAAAGUGUUCGAUGAAAUUCCCAUCACAUGUAAAGACACUGUUGAUUGGACCACGCUUAUUGGUUGUUAUAUUCACUGCGGAUUGCCCCAUGACGGGGUUAAUUUGUUUGUUAGUAUGCGAAGGGAAGAAGUAUUGAUCGAUGAAAUAACGAUAGUUGCGGUAUUCAAUGCAUGUGCGAAGUUGGGUGAUUAUGUGUUUGGGGUUCAGGGUCAGGUUUGCAUGGUCAAAAUGGGUUUGGGUAUUAGUGUUAAAGCCUGUAAUGCAGCUAUGGAUAUGUACGUCAAGUGUGGUCUAAUCCGUAAUGCGAGACGAGUGUUUGAUGAAAUGAGUGAAAGAAGUGUUGUCUCGUGGACUGUGCUUUUGGGAGGUUUGGUGAAGUGGGAAGGUUUGGAGAAAGGGAGGGUUUUGUUUGAUCAAAUGCCAGAGAGAAAUGAAUACGCAUGGACAAUAAUGAUCGCGGGGUAUAUCGAGAAUGGGUUCAUUAAGGAAGGUUUUAGGCUUCUAAAUGAAAUGGUGGUUGUUUUCGGACUUUGCUUGGAUUGUGCUGCACUUUGCUCGUUAUUAUCGGCCUCUGCUCAGUGUGGAGAUGUUGUGAUGGGUAAAUGGCUGCAUGUACAUGCUCUGAGAAGAAUGGAGAAUGCUGAAACAGAUGUUAUCAUUUUUACAGCUUUGCUUGAUAUGUAUGCGAAAUGUGGUAGGAUUAAUACUGCUUUCCGGGUUUUUCAGUCUAUGCCCUCAAAGAAUGUGGUCACGUGGAAUGCUAUGCUAAGUGGUAUGGCAAUGCACGGAAAGGGUGCUGAUGUCUUGAGUAUGUUUGAUCAGAUGGUAAAGGAGGUUAAACCAGAUGACGUAACCUUCACAGCCCUUUUAAGUGCUUGCAGUCAUUCUGGAUUAGUUGAUCAGGGCCGACAAAUUUUCUACAACCUUGAAUAUAUGCAUGGCAUAAGGCCUUCGAUGGAACAUUAUGCUUGUGUGGUGGAUCUCCUGGGUCGAGCAGGACACUUAGAAGAAGCAGAGGCCAUGAUACGGGGUAUGCCCAUGAGUCCAAAUGAGGUCGUGUUAGGCUCUCUCUUGGGGUCUUGUGGUGUGCAUAGGAAGCUACAGUUAGGGGAACGUCUUAUGCAAGAGCUGGUUCAAAUUUAUCCUCAGAACACGGAGUACCAUGUCUUGCUUUCGAACAUGUAUGCUCAUUCAGGCAAGCUUGAAACGGCUGAUUCUAUACGAAAGGUUCUUAAAACUCAGGGCAUCAGAAAAGUUCCCGGAAUUAGUUCUAUGCAUAUUGGUGGCCAAGUCCAUCAUUUCAGUUCAGGGGACAAGUCACAUCCACAGACUGACAAAAUAUACUCGGAGUUGGAUGAGAUGAUUCGAAAACUAAGAUUGGCUGGUUACAUACCAAACACGGCAUCACAAAUCUUCUCCGGUGGUGAGGUCGAUACGGAUGGGGAGGAGGAGAAAGAACGAGCAUUAUUUUCUCAUAGCGAGAAGUUGGCCGUUAGUUUUGGGCUCAUUAGCACGCAAGCUGGAAUGCCUCUUUACAUUUUCAAGAACCUAAGAAUAUGUCAAGACUGUCAUUCUGCCAUGAAGAUUGUUUCAAAAAUAUACGAUAGGGAAAUUGUUAUUAGAGAUCGCACUCGUUUUCAUUCUUUCAAGCUAGGUUCAUGUUCUUGUUCUGAUUACUGGUAACUGUUAGAAUCUGGAUGCCUGUAUAUGACACGGAGAUUCAUCUUUGUGGUUACAUUCUUGUUCCAAUUUUGCACUGUUGUACAAAUGCUGUUUUUCUGCUAUCACAAUAGUUUUUUCCAUCCCCCUCUUUUCGUUUAAAGUGACUUAUA
Messenger RNA from Olea europaea var. sylvestris, 2051 nucleotides. Its product is annotated as pentatricopeptide repeat-containing protein At5g15340, mitochondrial. Gene Ontology annotation, biological process: RNA modification. The record is from RefSeq and is a predicted model, not a curated record. Gene Ontology annotation, molecular function: zinc ion binding; protein binding; RNA binding. Bases 16 to 1902 code for a protein of 628 amino acids. The transcript has a single exon. Lineage: Eukaryota; Viridiplantae; Streptophyta; Magnoliopsida; Lamiales; Oleaceae.